Messenger RNA from Gadus morhua (Atlantic cod), 3734 nucleotides. It is a transcript of the gene znf362b, whose product is annotated as zinc finger protein 362b. Lineage: Eukaryota; Metazoa; Chordata; Actinopteri; Gadiformes; Gadidae. Bases 276 to 1700 code for a protein of 474 amino acids. Gene Ontology annotation, biological process: regulation of transcription by RNA polymerase II. The record is from RefSeq and is a predicted model, not a curated record. Gene Ontology annotation, cellular component: nucleus. Gene Ontology annotation, molecular function: RNA polymerase II cis-regulatory region sequence-specific DNA binding; DNA-binding transcription factor activity, RNA polymerase II-specific. The transcript has 9 exons.
CCAUGCGUUGGUUUUAAAUACAGUGUUUUUACGAUUACGACGAUUGCGGUAAAACACUAUAUAAAUACGACGAAGCAACAAUACAGCACUGUUUAGGACACAUUUCCAGCUCUCUCUCCCUCUGUGUGUGUGUGUUGCACGGUGUGCAGGCUACCCAGAAGUGAACAAAGCGACCCGGAAGCGGUGGUCGUGUCGGAGGCUGGCAGAAAGAACAUCAACCUUUUAUAUUAUAGCUCUUCUGGAAAGAGAACAUCUGCAAUCACGACUCCCUCAGGAUGGCGGAACCCCGGUUCAACAACCCAUACUUCUGGCCUCCUCCUCCCUCCAUGCCCAGCCAGCUGGAUAACCUGGUGCUCAUCAACAAGAUCAAGGAGCAGCUGAUGGCCGAGAAGAUCCGCCCGCUCCACCUGCCCCCGACGUCCAGCUCCUCCCAGCAGCCCCUGAUGAUGGCCUCCUCGCCCUCCGACGGAGGGGGUGGUGGUGGCGGUGGUGGUGGCGGUGGCGGUGGUGGUGGUGGUGGCGGCGGCGGCGGGAUCCAGCAUGGCAUGCAGGUGCCCAAGCUUCAGCCCCACCAAGUACAAGGCCACCACCCCUCCCAGCCCCAGUCCCAGGUGGGCUCCGGGCAGCCCGACAUCGCCCUGCACGCACGCCCCCCCUCCAGCUCUGGACCAGGUACGGUGGGGGCGUCGGCACAUUGGAUCUAUCAGAAUCUGAGUCCUAACUUGUUAGACGCAAACAUGGACAACAUGUCAGCAGUGAAGGCCAAAGGAUUGUGGGAAGACUGGCACAUGAGGCAGAUUGGUCUGGCCCCCUCGUCGCGACCCGAGAACCACGGCACCUCGGAGGCCCUCACCCCCACCACGCCCACCUCCAGCGGCCAGAACCGCAUGGGCGGGGCCCCUGGCGUCAACAUCCUCUCCGGGCUGGCCAGCGGCCCCGGCAUGGACCACAUGAAGGCGGGGGGCCUGGCGGGGCUCCUGGGACCCCCGCCCAAGGCCCCCCGGGGCCGGAAGAAGAUCAAGGCGGAGAACCAGUCGGGCCCCCUGCUGGUGGUGCCGUACCCCAUCAUGGCGGACCAGGGCUGCGUCACCAUCGCCCCCAAAGAGGGCAAGACAUACAGGUGUAAGGUGUGCCCGCUCACCUUCUUCACCAAGUCGGAGAUGCAGAUCCACUCCAAGUCCCACACAGAGGCCAAGCCCCACAAGUGUCCCCACUGCUCCAAGUCCUUCGCCAACGCCUCGUACCUGGCCCAGCACCUGCGCAUCCACCUGGGCAUCAAGCCCUACCACUGCUCCUACUGCGAGAACUCCUUCCGCCAGCUGUCGCACCUGCAGCAGCACACCAGAAUCCACACUGGUGACCGGCCGUACAAAUGUGCCCAUCCGGGAUGUGAAAAGGCCUUUACCCAGCUCUCGAACCUCCAGUCCCACCAGAGACAGCACAACAAAGACAAGCCGUACAAAUGUCCCAACUGUUACCGGGCCUACUCGGACUCCGCCUCACUCCAGAUCCACCUUUCAGCGCACGCCAUCAAGAACGCUAAGGCCUACUGCUGUAGCAUGUGUGGGCGCGCCUACACCUCAGAGACCUACCUAAUGAAGCACAUGUCCAAACACACGGUGGUGGAGCACCUGGUGAGCCACCAGUCUCCCCAGAGAACUGAGUCCCCCAACAUCCCCAUCCGCAUCUCCCUCAUCUAAGCCCCGCCCCCAGGACCCUGGGACCCAGCAGCAGACACGGUAUGAUGACGAUGAUGAUGACGAAGACGACGAUGAUGGUUCGUAGUCCAUAGGCCUGGAGAGAGAGUGGGGCCCUAUACCCUGCACACGUGGCCCUCAACAUUAGGUCUACCUAUGCUAUGAACACCCGACAUGAGUAUGGGAGGAGGGGGGAGCCUGUACACGGACGACCUCUGACCUCCCCGCCACCCCUGUCUGUGACAUAGGUCAUCUGCUGAAGCGAUACUCGGCAGCACACGUUGCUUUGUUUUGUUAGUAUUCUUUUGAUUUUGUUCCCUUCCCCCGUUUGACGAAUGUAACGAUUGAGCUCCAUCAGUGUGACGAAACUAGUGGUUCGGACUAGUGCGACGAACUAGGGGAACGAAGCGGGCCGAGAAUGUCUGGCGUCAGAUUCAGUCCGCACCUUGGUAGGCGUUAUGUUCGCUACCGGAUGCAUCAGCCCCUUUCAGUUUUAAUGUCCUCGUUUGUUUUAUUUCUUUCAAUUCCAUGAAAUGGGUUUCGAAAAAAAACGUGCCAGAUGAAAUUAGCCCUUAUAAAGAAAUUGAGAAAUAUACUUUUUUUGAAUGAGUUUGUUGGGUGUACUCUGUUCACAUCCAAAGAUAAUCCUUAAGCACUUUUAGGCCUUGCGGUUACGGGCUCAUGUUGUCUUGGAGAAAGGAGAGCCAAAAUGGCAUCACUUUGGGCAGCUAGGAGUACGGACCAUGUCCAGACCAACAGUCGUUCCCAUUACUGUUUAUUUGUUCUUUUUCAUAUCGCGCAUAUAUAUAUAUAUAUAUAUAUAUAUAUAUAUAUAUACACGUUUACAGGGUCAGAUCCACCUCCAUUAAAAGAAGGGCAAUCGGUAGGAGACAAUUCAAAAGACUUGCCCAGACUGAUGAUCAGCCAAGUCUUUCUGUUGGGUCCAGCAGGGCAGGAUGCUUUAGCCAGCUGCCAAGACAAUAAUUUGGGUGGACUGCAGAGCUGAAGGAGCUCUUUUUGGCACAGAGGCGGAGUGUUUGAAGCAUGCUGGUUGGUUAUGCUGCAAGUUUUUUUUGGACAUAACUGAAAGAUAUGGUGAGGGAUGAAUGAAGCAUUCUUUUGAAUUGCUGGACCAAUUGAAACGACUCUAGUCUGUACGACUCUAAAUUAUAUUGAAAAAGUAUAGAAUCAAGGUUUAAAAAUACCGUCACGUAGGCGAAACAAAGUUUAAAAAUACUGUUUUCAGACUCUUCUUUUGCACCAUAUUUGAUGGUUUUAAUCUUUGCUGAAAUUCUUUGACGAUAAACAAUUCAAUUACUGUCCUUCCGUGCCAUACAAACCUUAAGGUUUUUGAGCUCAUGUAUCAAUUAUUAACUCAGAAUAUGUUGUUCAUAAAUGCUACCGACAUCUGCUUCUAAUGUGUUCUGUUGAUGCAGUGUAGUUGUAUCAACUCCAUGUUAUUUUCAACUAAAAGUUUCAACUGUUACUCGAUUGAAAUAGGCCGCUCAUUAUUUGACCAAAAUGUGAAGCUGUUAUUGUAUAACUAUUCUGUCCCAAUAGAGUAUUUUUAUACUCCGUCUAUGAAAAAUAAUGCCAAGCUUUACCCAUUUGAACUGAACAGCAGUAUAAAGGCGUAUUCUUUGGGCCUUUUUUGACAAUGUGGGCACAAGGCUUCUCCCUCGAUAGUUUUUAUUUUUAAACUUUUAGUAUUCCUUCAUUGUAUACAGUAUUGUUUGUUGUAUUUUAAUGUAACUUUUAACCUCUGGUCACUCGGGACGGUACUAAUAGGCCGAUGUGCACGAUUCCAGUUUCGGAAAGUAUAAGUCCUGCCACAUCUUUAAAAAUACCCAAGAGGACCUUUACUUUCUUAACAGGAAGUUCCAUCUCUGCUUGUAAACGGGCACCCUGUAUUCAGCAGGGGACCAAUGAAAGGUGCUAUCAGUCGAAUAAAGUUGGAGAUGGAAUUGAGAAAUAUUGAAAGGUAAAUAUACAGUAUAAAGUAUGUUUUCAAAACAAAACAAAAAAAAAAAGACAGAA